UUUCCAAUGUGACAGUGAAUAACUCAAACAAAAGUAAGUGUUCGAUACCAGUUACCUAAACGUUGCGUUAUUUAUGAUUGUGAGAUUAAGUGAAGAAGACAUAUAGAAAAUAUAAAUAUCGUGAUUCUUGCAAUUCUACUCUGUAAUUAAGUCCAAGAGAGGCGGUAGUAAAUUCUAUAAUCUUCCUUUAAAUUUUUAUAAUAUUUUCUUUUAAUAUAACAUUUUAAAAAUAUUUUUUCUUUACAAGAAUUAUCGGUAAUAUUUUUGUGUCUCCCAUAUUGUAAUUAAUCUUAUUAAACAAAGUAAACUUUCAAUACAAGUAAUAAAUCAUAAUAAGAAUCAAAGGUGCAAUUUAAUCGUGUGUCGAAAAUGCUAAUAAAAUAUCAGAGUAUCAUAGAGAAAUAUUUGAUUGACUCCUUUGACGCGUAACAGAGAAUUACAAGAAUGGAUUUCAUUUCCUUGGCAAUAUUGACUCUUUGCAUUAUUGUGAUUACUGCAAUUCUGUCAAUAGUAUAUAUUCAAUAUAAUAUUAAACAAAAACUUAAAAACAUGCCCCAGAUCAGCGGAUAUUCUCUUUUUGGCAACAUAUUUGAGAUGAUAAAGAAAUCGGAACAUGAGCGUAUGCAAUGGUUUUUGACGUCCAUGAUGAAGAACCGCAAAGAAGGAUUAUUCGUACAAUGGAUUGGACCUACGCCUUUCAUUUAUUUGUUUAAACCAGAAUAUUUAGAGAAAGUUUUUCCCAGCACCGUAAAUAUUACAAAAGGGAUGCCAUAUAAUAUGCUAACACCAUGGUUAGAGAACGGACUUCUAACAUCUACAGGUCCACAAUGGUUUCAUGAUAGAAAACUCAUCGGGCCAACGUUUCAUUUCAGUAUAUUAGACCAAUUUGCUGUAGUCAUAUCUGAAAAAGCAGAGAUCCUAACAAAAUGUCUGGAAAAAAAAAUAGAGAAAGAUUCAGGGAAAGCCUUUGACAUUUUCCCAUUUAUUGUCAAUGCUGCUCUUGAUAUUAUUUGCGAAACGGCAAUGGGUGUAGAUGUACGCGCUCAAGAAGUCGAAACCAAAUAUACGUCAACAGUACAUCAAGCAUCCAAGUUAGUAAUGCGUCGACUAUUUCGACCAUGGUAUUGGGUUGACUGGUCGUACAAUUUAGUGCCUUCAGGAAAGCAGUUUAAAUCAGUACUACAUGUAUUGCAUAGAUUUACGAAACAGGUGAUAAGUACACGAAAGGCUGAACGGCAAUCACAAAACGACUUUACAGAACUUGAAAAUGAGGACAAUGAAUUUAAUAUAGGUAAACGGAAGAGAAAAGCGUUCCUAGAUCUAUUAUUAGAUCAGAAUGCGAAAGACGAUGCUCCUUUGACCGAUGAUGAGUUAAGAGCUCAAGUAGACACGUUUAUGUUUGAGGGGCACGAUACAACUGCAGUUGCGAUAACUUGGGCACUCUUUCUUUUGGGUAAUAAUCUCGAACAUCAGGAAAAAGUUCACGAUGAGCUCGAAGAGAUUUUCGGAAGUUCGGAGACACCAGCCAGUGUAAAAGAAAUUACGCAAUUAAAGUAUCUCGACAGAAUCAUAAAAGAAACGCUCCGAAUAUUUCCGAGUGUACCUUUGAUCACGAGGAUAUUUACAGAAGAUGUAAAAUUAGAUAAAUAUAUUAUUCCGAAAGAUAUCACUAUCGUAUUGCCAAUUAUUUCGACACAUCGGAACCCAGAGGUUUGGCCAGAACCCAUGAAGUUCGAUCCGGAUCGUUUUCUUCCGGAAAAUUCGAAGGGUAGGAAUCCGUAUGCCUACGUUCCGUUCAGUGCUGGACCGAGAAACUGUAUAGGCCAAAGAUUUGCUCUACUCGAAGAGAAAAUCGUGUUAACUGCCAUCCUCAGAAAGUGGAGGGUAAAAAGCGUAAAAACGCUCGACGAUAUAAAAUACGGUGGCUCUCUGAUUUUGCGACCAAACGAAGAAGUGCUCAUACAUUUUACACCGAAGAAAUGA
Molecule: messenger RNA, 1983 nt
Organism: Solenopsis invicta (red fire ant)
Lineage: Eukaryota; Metazoa; Arthropoda; Insecta; Hymenoptera; Formicidae
Product: cytochrome P450 4C1
Exons: 11
Coding region: 445-1983 (512 amino acids)
Molecular function (GO): heme binding; oxidoreductase activity, acting on paired donors, with incorporation or reduction of molecular oxygen; iron ion binding
Source: RefSeq, a predicted model, not a curated record